GUCCAUUCCAUUCCACUCCAGGGCACCAAGUCCACUUCAUUCCACUCCACUCCAGGUCAGCGAGUCCAUUCCAGAGGAGCCGGCGACCACCAGUGCGUCGUCCCAGAUGCAGUCAUUUCAAAUCUCGGCACACGGCCGUGGUUUGUCAUCUGGUCGAGGGGCUCCCGGCGGCAUUUCGCACGCCGCAGUACCCCGCAUUGCUUCGCGGGAUCGACGGAUGAUCCUGGACGAUUCAUCCCGCAUGGCGAUCCUUGCCGGAUGAAAUGGGCCGGCGGGCCGGCAAGGGAUUAUGCGAAUCGAAGAACCUGGAGGAUCGCCCAGGCAAGGAGAUCAGAGCCGCCCCUCCACGCGCCAUUUGUCAGCCUUCCUGGAUAAAAAUCCCGCCGCGGCGGAUCGACAGCGAGGCACCGCACACAACCCCAUCGGCAUCUGAUCAUCUCCAGCCCCACUGCCCACCACCAUGGCCAAGAACAUCCUCUUCGUCCUCACUUCGCACUCCGAGCUCGGCUCCACCGGCCACAAGACCGGCUGGUAUCUCCCCGAGGUCGCUCAUCCUUACUAUGUCCUGGCCCACCACAAGAUCACCUGGGCCUCGCCCAAGGGCGGCGCGACCCCGAUGGACCCCGGAAGCGCCGAUGCUUUCAAGGCUGAUCCCGAGUGCGCAAAGUUCCUCGUCGAUCCUGUCGCCCAGGCGGCCGUCAACAACACCGUUCAGCUCUCCACCAUCAACGUGGCCGACUACGACGCUGUCGUUGUCCCCGGUGGCCAUGGUCCCGUCUUUGACCUGGCCUAUGAUGCCGAGUCGGCUCGGAUCAUCUCCGGCGUCUACGAGCGGGGUGGAGUCGUUGGCGCGAUCUGCCAUGGCCCUGCUGCCCUGAUCAACGUCAAGCUCUCGAACGGCAGCUAUCUGGUCAACGGCAAGAAGCUCACAGCCUUCAGCAACGCCGAGGAGGAUGCCGUUUCGCUGACGGCGGCCAUGCCCUAUCUGCUGGAAGACGAGCUCGUCAAGCACGGCGGUAUCUACGAGAAGGCUGGCGCACUCUGGGGCGAGCAUGUUGUCGUCGAUGGACAGCUGGUGACUGGCCAGAACCCGAGCUCAGGUCAUGCCUUUGGCAAGGCCAUCAGCCAGCUCCUCCAGUAAAUGACCAUAACCGCCUGUGUUAUGGGAUAGUUUUUGUCAAUACACCAUUGUUUGCAGCA
Molecule: messenger RNA, 1200 nt
Organism: Polychytrium aggregatum
Lineage: Eukaryota; Fungi; Chytridiomycota; Chytridiomycetes; Polychytriales
Product: class I glutamine amidotransferase-like protein
Exons: 3
Coding region: 461-1141 (226 amino acids)
Source: RefSeq, a predicted model, not a curated record